This is a messenger RNA of Paraphaeosphaeria sporulosa, 673 nucleotides long. Its product is annotated as DUF543-domain-containing protein. Gene Ontology annotation, cellular component: MICOS complex; mitochondrial inner membrane; mitochondrion. The coding region runs from base 38 to 340 and encodes 100 amino acids. The record is from RefSeq and is a predicted model, not a curated record. NCBI's taxonomy places the organism in Eukaryota, Fungi, Ascomycota, Dothideomycetes, Pleosporales, Didymosphaeriaceae. The transcript has 3 exons.
GCACCGCAAAGCUCAAUUGACCGACUCCACAAUCGUCAUGGCCGACAAGACCCCCGAACCCACUGCGCAGCCCGUUGCGCCCAUCCCGCGCACCACCCGCCCUAUGAGUGAAGCUCUUCUCAACGAGAAGUGGGAUCGCUGCCUUUCUUCUAUGCUCAUUCGAUCUGGACUCGGCGUCGGCUUCGGUGUCGUCUUCUCCGUCCUCCUCUUCAAGCGACGCGCCUGGCCCGCAUGGGUUGGCCUCGGUUUCGGUGCCGGACGGGCCUGGGAGGAAUGCGACGGCUCAUUCAAGAGGGCAGCGGCACCCCCGAAGGACGGACUCCGAGUCAUUAGGCCAUAGAUUGAAAAGUGCGAGCGUGAGAGAGUAAGGUGAAGCAGGGCGCUUGAACCCUGUGCACGAAACGAUGUACAGUAGUGCGUGGCUAUAGACGCUUUUCAGCUUUCCGGAAUUUCAUAUUGUACAUUUGACAUUCGAAAACGCGCUCAUCGGGUCUCUUUUGGAAUGGCAACGCAUGUUUUGCUAACAUAUGCUUACGCCCCGAUAUGUCUUCACUCCCCCGUCUUUCCCCCUUCCUCGACUUAAUUUACCCAAUAUUUUUCUAUCAAUAGCUAGGCAGCAUUUUUGAUACUGCGCUGGGAAGGGACAUGCUAGCUCUACAGUGGCUUAGUUAAC